Molecule: messenger RNA, 2103 nt
Organism: Stegastes partitus (bicolor damselfish)
Lineage: Eukaryota; Metazoa; Chordata; Actinopteri; Pomacentridae
Product: alpha-tectorin-like
Exons: 18
Coding region: 1-2103 (700 amino acids)
Source: RefSeq, a predicted model, not a curated record
AUGAACAGCAGUUUAAGCUGCAGCUGGAGAAUUCAGUAUACUUCAACAGAGGGGCAGCAUAAACUGAAUUUAGCCAGCUACGGGAAGCAGUCCGCUCUGACUGGAAUAGGCACGGUGACGUUUGAUACAUACCUGGGUGGCACCAAAGUCAACUCAACAUUGACAUCUGCAAGUAUGAGGUAUCUGGACUUCACUGGAUGCAGAGAAGCAGGCGUUGGGUAUACUCCUGAUUCACAGCUCCGCUUCAGCCCAUUGGCCGCCUCCAACAUGCUCCGCCCCCUGCUCCUCCUGUCCGCCGUCACCCUGGUGGCAGGUGUUCAGUUUAGUGCGGAUCAAACGAUCGACAUCAGAGGGUGUCCCAUCACCUUCUACGGAAAGAGAUACGAGAACGCCUACCGCCACCAUGAGGUUUGUGUGUUUGACAAAAUCUGCACUGUGACCGGCCACACUGUCAUCAACAUCCUCGGCCAGAUGACGGUCAUCGAGGAUCGCUGUUCCUAUUCUCUGCUGUCGGCUCCGUCAAACCCAAACUUCCGGCUGGUGGGCAACUUCCGGGAACGGCGGCGCACCGACGUGAGCUUCUUGGAGAGCGUCACUCUGCAGCUGCGUGACGUGUUCGUGAACAUCCACUUGGAACAAGGCGCCAAAGCUCGGCUGAACGAGUCGGUGCUGAGGCUCAACAGCUCGCUGCGGGACGUCCAGGGCGUGAUGAUGUCCAAAGACCACCGAGGCGUCGUCGCCAAGGUGUCGCUCGCCAACUCCAAUGUCUCCAUCUUCUUCGACGGCAACACCGCUCAGAUCCGGAUUCAAGGUCCCGUCGUGACGUCUCUCGCCGGUCUGUGUGGGCUCUCCGGUGGGUCUCCAAAUCAGCUGACGCUCCCUGGCAGCAACCAAAGCUGCCAGACGAAGCACCAGCAGGCCGCCGACGUCGGCAUCAACUGCACGGCGGCGGCUCAACGCUGCGGCCGCCUGAUGCAGCCGCCUUUCGUCGCCUGCCACAGCAGCAUCGACCCGCAGCCCUUCAUCACCGCCUGCAACCGGACUCUGUGCAGAUAUCCGGCGCUGGAUGGCCUCAACUGUCAGUUCCUGGAGGCCUACGCUCGAGCCUGCCAGCUGCACGACGCCUCGCUGCAGAGCUGGAGGUCCGCCGCUCGCUGCCCCUCCCCUGAAGCCUUCUGUCAGGACAGGACCUGCAGCGCUCACGAGUUCUGCGGCGAGAAGACGCCCGGCGGCGACACUCGCUGCUUCUGUCGGGCCAUUUUUGCCUCCAAGUACAAGUCUGAAGACAGUUUGGGAGAACCGACGGUGUGCAGCGAGAGCUCAGCUACCGUCUCUCUGCUCGACUGUCUGCUGCAGGACAAAGGCAUCAGCUACUCCACCUUACACCUGAACAACGACACCUGCAGGGGUCAGAUGGACGAAGUCACCCACAUGGUGACCUUCAGCUACAACAGCAGCAACACCUGUGGAGCCGACGUCACGUCCAACAGUAGCAAGAUUUUCUUCACCAACACCAUCAAGACCACAAACGUCUCCUCUGGAGUCAUCACUCGCCUCGACCAAGUCCACAUCAACUUCUCCUGCGUCUACACUCAGCCGGAAAUCCAGUUUACGUCCUUCAGGAUCAAAGACAGCUCUGUGUUCCAGAAAAUCACCUCCGGAGCUUGGAACUACAAUCUGACCAUGAAGGCCUACAGCGACCCCGCCCACACACAAGCUGUGGAUCGGAACACCGAGUUGCAGCUGAACCAGAAGAUCUGGGUGGAGCUGGACACUGUGGGGCUGGAGGGAGGCCUGGUGGCCCUGGUGACCGACUCCUGCUGGGCCACCAAAGAUCAGCAGUCAAACUCCACAAAGAGACACAAGCUGAUAGAGAACGGCUGUGCCAGUCCCGGCGACCAGACGGUGAAGGUGAUGGGAAACGGACUGGGAACCUCCAACUCCUUCUCCUUCAACAUGUUCCAGUUCUCUGGGAGCUCUGGUGAAGUCUACCUGCACUGCAAACUCCAGCUGUGCGUCAAAGCCAAGACGAGCUGCGACCCGGUGGCUUCCACAGCGACUCGGACUGACCGACAGGCUGCCGACCUCUGCGAUGAUCCCUGA